GCUGCGGCUGCGGGAGAGGCGGAUCCCAGCUCUGCUCCGCACCGCAGGGACAGUGCUGCGAGCGGGCAGCGCCGUCAGAUGGGCAAAGCGGACCGCUGCUCCUCAGCAUACAAAACCACCCCCAGAAAGAUGCUGAACAGCCGGGGAGGGAUCGUUCGCGUUUAGUGGAAGGUGGGAAAUAGAAAUUCUUUUUAUUUUGGGAGUGGGGUGGGGAACGGGAAGAGAAAAACAGAGUCCCGUCGGGAAUUUUUUUUUAAUUUGGAGUGUGUGCGUUUGGGGGUGAGGAAGGGGAGGGGGGGGUUGUUUGAACGAAAAUGACUAAAAACGCGGAAGGCUCGAGGGAGGAGCUGUGCAAAAUCGCGGACGAAGAGCUGAUGAAGUGGAGCAAGGAGGAGCUGGUGAGGAGACUUCGGAGAUCGGACGCCGAGAAGAUGACGGUGAUGAUCGACCACAGUAACCUGAUCAAGGAGGUGAACCGGCGGCUGCAGGUCCACCUAACCGAGAUCCGAGGGCUCAAGGAGGUUAACCAGAAGCUGCAGGAGGACAACCAGGAGCUGCGGGAUCUCUGCUGCUUCCUGGACGACGACCGGCAGAAGGGCAAGAAGGUGUCCCGGGAGUGGCAGCGGCUGGGCAGGUACACGGCGGGAGUGAUGCGCAAAGAAGUUGCCCUGUACUUGCAGAAAAUGAAGGAGCUGGAGGUGAGGCAGGACGAGGUGGUGAAGGAGAACCUGGAACUGAAGGAGAUGUGCCUGAUGCUGGACGAGGAGAAGAGCGCGGGCAGUCGCAGCUCCAUAGACAGCCAGUCCAGCCUUCUCCACCUGAACGCCACAAGUGGUUUGAGGGACCUGGGAGACGGCAGCAGCACCUCCAGCACGGGGAGCACCGACAGCCCCGACCACCACAAACAGUUAGCAGCGGGCAGCCCCGAGCACCUCCAUAAGCACCGCGCUCCGACCGGGGGCAGCCCCGAGCACCAGAAGCACACGCUCGGCACCGGCAGCCCCGAGCUUCUGCCCAAGCACAUGGUCAGCUCCAGCCCCGACCGCCCGAAGCACGUGAUGGUGGGAACUCCGGCCCCGGAGCAUCUGCAGCAGCACCGAGGCGGCAGCCCCGAGCGCCUUAAGCAACAUUACGGUGGCAGCCCCGAGCAUGUGAAACACUUGGGCGGCAGCGGCAGCAAGGAAGGGACUCUGCGGAGACCGUCGACGGCAGCGGCAGCGCCAGACGAGCUUUCGCCUCAUCACAGAAGUGUGUACAAUGGGAUGAAUGAGCCAGCAGUUACUUACGUCAAACAGCUGGAGACCAGAGUGAAGCAACUAGAGGAAGAAAACCGAAUGUUACCCCAGGCUCCGUAUAGGCGGAUGUCAGGAGUUGAUGGGACAUUGUCAUCUCCAAGUCAUCAAGGUGUAAAAUGUGGAUAUAAUUCAUCGCCACAGAAACCUGAAGCUGUAGUUCACGCUAUCAAGGUCGUGGAAGUUCAUGAAAAAGACAAAGAAGAAGACUACGAGAAUGACCUGAGUGAAACAGAGAAAGCAAUAGUCAGAGAAAUGUGUAAUGUGGGUAAAUUGUGCCGCAGCAUUCAGCUGUUGCUGUGUCUGCCACCUAACUCUCAUUUAGUGGAUCCUUAGUCCUUGAAAAUGAGCACAGCCAGUAAGGAUAAGAAUUUAACAAAACACUUGUUAUACUUUUAUUAGACAGCUUUUUGUAAAGGAGAAAAAGUCCAGUUAAAAAAUUAGUUUUUCUUGUUUCAUUGCAGGCAUAAGCAGACACGUUAACACACUUAGGGUGUUGCUCAUAAUAUUCUCCAUACUAAUCCAAAAGUAUGAACCUAAUGCUAACUUCAUAUACACAUCUUAAUUUCACGUUACCAUUGUAAUAGGUAUAACUAGUUUCUAGUUUUUAGAAACUGGUUGUGGGAAAGCUUAGAUUAUGAACCUUUCACGUGGAUUUAAAAUCCAUACGAGAGAUGUUUGUCCUGAGGGGAGUGGAGCUCAACUCCUUUAACACAGGAAUCUAAUCAAAUGUUUUUUAUAGCCUAGUGAUUCCUAAGUCUUGUGUAAACUUUAGGUGCCUCAAAUAUUUACCCACAAAGGCAAUGUUAGUGAAAAUGAAAUUGCUUCAAUGUUUUUACGAAAUUGACCAGUAUGUGAAUGGAUAAUGACAUUUUUAGAUAGUUUAAUUAGAUCUGCAUCCAAAGUGGCGAUGCGUAAUCAAUGACUCAAGACAAUGCAUCAUCACUAUUUUGCAAAAUCUGUCAGGUGUUGUACUGAUAUCUAGUGAACUACCUACACAAACCUGUAAGCAACUUAUUUUCAAGGGAGUGUUUUCAUGAAAUGAAUGAAGAGUGUUGUUAUGAUUAAGCAGGCGAGAUUUUCAGUCUGUAGAAUACCAAACAGACUCAUGGAAAUUUGAAAAUGUAAAUUUUUAGGCAAAAGGCAAAGGAUGGACUUUUCCAUGAGUAAUGCAAUGAAGAGGAUUAUGACAUUAACACUGCUUGCUGGCCAUGGUUCUGAAUUUAACAGUGAAUAGCUGUCCCAAGCUAUCUGCUGGCAUUUCUGAGUUUAAAGCAGAAAUGAGUAAUUGUAAGAGAGACUUACUAUACUGCUUCUAUCAGACCCAUUCUAAAACAAACAUAGAAUAGAUGAAAAGUCCAGGUCUUUUGAGCCAAAUAUUAGAAUCAUAGAGUUUUAGAGACACAGAGUCAUACAGUAUGGAAACAAACCCUUCAAUCCAACCCAUCUGUGCUGACCAGGUAUCCCUAAACAAAGUUGUCCAUUUGCAUGCAUUUGAUCCAUAUCCCUCUAAAUCUUUCCUAUUCAUGUACCUGUCUGAAUAUCUUUUAAAUGUUGUGGCUGUACUUGCAUCUACCAGUUCCUCUGGCAGUUUAUUCUAUGUAAGAACCACCAUCUGUCUGAAAACAUUGUCCCUCGGGACCCUUUUAACACAAUAUUUUCACACAUAGACCUCAAAACGUUGCCCUGCUAUUAAUAUCACUGCUUGCAUUUUAAGUGCGACUUACACGACAGCAGUGCAUUCGAGAAUAGAUUUUAGUUUUUUCACAAUGCUGCAAACAUGAGUUGUAAAUUAAUUGCUAAAACCCAUUGCUGAAAGAUACUCAGCGUUUUGUUGAGAGAUCCAGGAUUGAUAAAAGGUGGUGGACACUGAGAGCCACCUAUCUACCCAUUCCUCCAACCCCUCUCUUCCUUUACGAGUUCCGCCAUAGCACAGGAUCUGUCCUGGUAGCACUCACCCGUGCUGGGCCAUCCACAAUCCUGAGCCUCAGAUGAGUAAAAUUUCAUCUCCCUGGUGAUUGGCCAUAAUGAUAUAGCUCCUGUGCAGUACCUUAAACAUUUGGGAAUUAUCUGAAGGAAUUGUAAUUCCAGAAGAAUUAUUUUUAGGUAGCAUCUGCUAUAUCCUCUUACAUAGUCGUCAGUUUUCAGGUAAUGCCCCUUUCAGGUAAUGCCCCUUUCUCAAAAAAACGUCUUUCUGUUGUGGGCAAGAUGAAACUACAAAACCUACUGCAAAAUUAAUCUGUUUGCAACAAACAGCUACACCUCCCAUUCGCGAAACAUUUCAAUUCCUCCCCCCACUCCUCGGACGACAUGUCCAUCCUGGGCCUCCUGCAUUGCCACGAUGAUGCCACCCGAAAGAUGCAGGAACA
Molecule: messenger RNA, 3661 nt
Organism: Stegostoma tigrinum
Lineage: Eukaryota; Metazoa; Chordata; Chondrichthyes; Orectolobiformes; Stegostomatidae
Product: coiled-coil domain-containing protein 85A-like
Exons: 4
Coding region: 315-1628 (437 amino acids)
Source: RefSeq, a predicted model, not a curated record